Messenger RNA from Psammomys obesus (fat sand rat), 2932 nucleotides. RefSeq names its product solute carrier family 35 member E4 (gene Slc35e4). Gene Ontology annotation, molecular function: antiporter activity. The transcript has 2 exons. Gene Ontology annotation, cellular component: Golgi apparatus. The record is from RefSeq and is a predicted model, not a curated record. The coding region runs from base 1378 to 2430 and encodes 350 amino acids. Lineage: Eukaryota; Metazoa; Chordata; Mammalia; Rodentia; Muridae.
CUCUCUAGGUAGGUUUGUCAGACAGCGGAGCCCGGCGAGGCCGGUCGAGGUGGGCGGAGGCUUCCCCCAGAAAUGCAAUUACUGGAAGGAAGCUGGGUUCCAGGAUGGGUCUUGAUUCUCGCUCACCCGGAGCAAGCGCGGCCUGGAAUCGGCCCCUGGAGUGCAGCUGCUUAACCCUAUCCUGAAUUCGCAGAACAUCUAUUUUUCGGAUGGGAAACCCGAGAACCAUCCAAGCUUCUGUCGUGUGGGCCGCAGGGAGUCCAGCUGUGAGUCACCUCGGAGGGGCCAGGGAGCAGAGUCGGCUAGCCCGAGACGGAUGCCAACCCGCGGUACCCUGCCUCCCGCAGCUCCGCUUAGCCACGGUGAUUCAUUUCCCCUUCGGCUUGGCCCAGAGGGGGCGCCGCCCUGGCCUGGGAGGGGAGCAAGAUGAGGCAGCCUUGAGGGACCACGUGGUCCGGCUAAGCCGAAUCCCAAGGUCUCGGGAGACGCUUGUGGUCCGUCCUCAACGCCCUGCUCCUUGAUGACAGACCGCUUCGGGACGGCUCUGCAGGGUACCCGGGGUUCCAGCAGCUGGGGACCACCCGGAUUCCCACUGAUGGCUGGUGCAGUCCACACUCUCCGCUGAGGGACUCCGCCGGCGGCUGCGCGAGCCGAGCCCGGAGCCGCCAAGGCCGUGGGAGGGGCCAGAGGGCUCCGAGGCGGGGCCUUGCGGGGCGGGCCCCCGGCUGAGCCCAAUUUUCCGGGUGGAGGUCAGCUUCGGUAGCGGCGGAGAGGGCGGGGCCGGGAGCUGCGCGGGCGCGGUGGGCGGGACUGGAGCCCCGCGCCCCGAGCUGCCAGAUUCACGGCGGGAGCCGGGCGGCAGCCGGAGCAGCGGGAGCAGCCGCCGCCAGGCCGAGCUCGCAGCUCCGCGCCCGCCGGCCUGUCCUCCUCCAUUCACGGCGAAGCGAGGCUGGGGGCCCGCCGGCCGCGACCUCCGCUCCCACGCUCGGAGCGCUAUCGCCCCUACCCGGCCUGGGCACGGCCUGAGCACCAGACACGCCAGGGGUCGGGGUCAGUCAGUGUCCUCACCCUGACGGUCUGGGGACCGAAGAGGGAAAAAGCCAAGAGGAUUCAGUGUGAGAGCAUCGCGUGAGCUCGGGGCGCGCGCAGGAGAGAGGAGACUUCCCCUGGCGCGGGAGGUGCCCAGGGCUUACGAGGCCUGGGUGGGCACCAGCCAGUCCGGCAUCUCAACAGCCUCGGUUCUGCCCUGACGGAGCCCGAUAAUCGGCCGGCUCGGGUUUAGCCUUAGAAGCGGUGUCCUCUCCUGUCUGAGGGAUCAGGACCUGGCCCAGCGAGUCCCCGGGAAGCCUCCCUCCUAAUCCAGCCCCACUGGUGCGGAUGUGCCGCUGCCCACUGGAGCGCCAUGAAGGCAGGAUGACCUCAGCCGAAGCAGUGGCUGUGGCUGGAAGUGCCCGGGAGCAUGGCCGCCCCAAGUGGCCUCCUGACAACCCUCAGGUCCUUGGGCAGCCUGCUCGGGCCAGAGUGGUUGUGGCAGCACUGGUGUGGCUGUUGGCAGGAGCCAGUAUGUCAAGCCUCAACAAGUGGAUCUUCACAGUGCAUGGCUUCGGGCGGCCCCUGCUACUUUCAGCACUGCACAUGCUGGCAGCUGCCCUGGCGUGCCGCUGGGGGGCCCAGCGACCCAUGCCCCGCAGCAUCCAACGCAGGGUGCUGCUGCUCAGUCUCACCUUUGGUACCUCCAUGGCCUGCGGCAAUGUGGGCCUGAGCAGUGUACCCUUGGACCUAGCCCAGCUGGCCACCACCACCACACCACUGUUCACCCUGGCCUUGUCUGCGCUGCUGCUUGGCCGAAGACACCAUCCUCUGCAAUUUGUUGCCAUGGGCCCUCUCUGCCUAGGGGCGGCGUGCAGCCUGGCUGGAGAGCUCCGGGCACCUCCAGCCGGCUGUGGCUUCUUGCUAGUGGCCACCUGUCUCCGAGGCUUCAAGUCCGUUCAGCAGAGUGCUCUGCUGCAGGAAGCGAGGCUGGACGCCAUGACUCUGCUGUAUGCCACCUCUCUGCCCAGCCUCUGCCUGCUGGCAGGCGCGGCUCUGGUGCUGGAGGCUGGCACGGCCCCGCCGCUGCCGUCCACUGACCCUCGCCUCUGGGCCUGUGUCCUGCUCAGCUGCUUCUUGUCUGUGGUCUACAACCUUGCCAGCUUCUCCUUGCUGGCACUCACAUCCGCCCUCACCGUCCAUGUGCUAGGCAACCUCACUGUUGUGGGCAAUCUCAUCCUGUCCAGGCUCCUGUUUGGCAGCCACCUCAGCGCUCUCAGCUACUUGGGCAUCGCACUCACCCUUUCAGGAAUGUUUCUUUAUCACAACUGUGAGUUUGUGGCCUCCUGGGCUACCCGCCGGGGGUUGUGGAACAGGGACCAGCCUGGCAAAGGUCCCUGAGACCUGGGGGAGCUCAUGAGCCAUACCUGGACAGCCCCAGCCUGACUCUGAAUGGCCAUGAGGAACUGAACAGAGAGGUGCUAUGUCUGCCAGGCUAGGGAAAGGAGGUGCCCUCUGGAAGGGCUGCCUGGGAGGCUAGGUCAAGGACUUUCAGAGACCCACCUCCUGUCACAACAAAGCCUGCCACUGGAUGGUGGGUCCCAAGUCUGCCACAUAUGCUCGUUAGAUGAAUCGUGACUAGUCAACUACUAUGAUGAAGAUUGCUGAGCAAACUUAGAAAACCUCAACGUGUUAUAAUGAAGAGAAAGCCCAGCAGUUGCACAAUCCUUCCUGUGGGGCGGGGGAGACCAUGAGGGACACCAGAGGAGGCUUCUUCAUUCUUGGGCUCCCGUAUAGACAGGGUAGUCUGUGCCAACUUCAGGUAGCUGCUGCAGCCUCGCUCUGGUGCUUCCUCCCCCGGAUUUGGGUCUUCCAUCCUCAAAUAAACUAUUUUUUUCUUGGA